Molecule: messenger RNA, 964 nt
Organism: Raphanus sativus (radish)
Lineage: Eukaryota; Viridiplantae; Streptophyta; Magnoliopsida; Brassicales; Brassicaceae
Product: bidirectional sugar transporter SWEET12-like
Exons: 4
Coding region: 61-753 (230 amino acids)
Biological process (GO): carbohydrate transport
Cellular component (GO): membrane
Molecular function (GO): sugar transmembrane transporter activity
Source: RefSeq, a predicted model, not a curated record
AAGAAGAAAACCACAGAAGAUUUCCAGUCUCUUCCCUACGUGGUGGCGCUCUUUAGCUCGAUGCUUUGGCUCUACUACGCUACUCAGAAGAAAGAUGUCUUCCUUCUCGUCACCAUCAACUCCUUUGGUUGCUUCAUCGAAACCAUCUACAUCGCCAUAUUCGUUGCCUUCGCUACCAAGAAAGCGCGAAUGCUAACGGUGAAGCUCUUGUUACUAAUGAACUUUGGAGGGUUCUGUUUGAUUCUCCUCCUCUGCCAAUUCCUAGCAAAAGGUUCCACACGUGCGAAGAUCAUCGGAGGAAUAUGUGUCGGAUUCUCUGUCUGCGUUUUCGCUGCGCCGCUUAGCAUUAUCAGAACGGUGAUAAAGACAAAAAGUGUGGAGUACAUGCCGUUUAGCUUAUCCUUGACACUUACUAUCAGUGCCGUGGUCUGGCUUCUUUAUGGUCUUGCUCUUAAGGAUAUCUACAUUGCUUUCCCGAACGUGAUUGGGUUUGUUCUUGGUGCACUUCAAAUGAUACUUUACGUGGUUUUCAAAUACUGCAAAAAGCGGUCGGAUUCGUUGGAGAAAGAACUCGAAGCAGCUAACUUGCCAGAGGUGAGUAUUGAUAUGCUGAAUGUAGGCGCACUGGCAUCUCCUGAACCAGCUGAGGUCACAGUCGUUCCAACGGCUAGCAAGUGUACAUGUAGUGCUCUGAAGGCUGAAACUGAAAAUGGACAUGGAGUUAAAAACGGCACGCACUGCACUGCAGCCUAAUAAAAACGGAAAAAUAUGUUUGACUAUAUUUUGCAUUGUUUACUUUGUAUUCUAUCUUGAUAUCAUCAUCGCCAUCUGCGCGUGCCAAGUCGAGGAUUAAUUAUCUCGGGAAUUACAUUAUCCUAGAUGAUAUUUUUCUUCUUCCUUUAAUUAUUACCGUAAUCAUGUUAUAUGUUGGAUAUGAAUAUUGCAAGAAUAUUUUAUAUUUUAU